AUGCUUGCUGAAACCAUGCCAACAACUAUCAAAACUGGAAUAGAAAUUUCAGAAAAAAAUGAGUCGGUCGAUACUAGGUCCACGAAUACUUAUUCUGAAAAUUCUUACUUAGAAGAAUCAAAGAAUUAUUCACGUGACAUUGAAUCUCUAACAUUAAAUAGGUCAUUUUUAUUCAACUGGGUGUCUUCUAUGAAAGCAGAAGUAAAAGGUAUAGAACCAGUUACUGAUGAAGAAAAGACAGACACAAGCACUCUUAGUGCGGCAAAUACAUGGUUUUCUUCUAGUUUAGUCCUUUCCUCGUAUGCUGUAGGUGUUCUAGGUCCCUGUGUUUACGGACUAAACUUCGGUACUUCCUGUUUGACUAUACUGUUCUUUAAUAUGCUAGGUUCUAUCCCCGUUGGUUUUUUUUCUAUGUUUGGUGCCAAGACAGGAUUGCGGCAAAUGAUUUUAACACGUUAUUUAACUGGUAACUACACAGCCAGAUUUUUUUCUUUGAUAAACAUGAUAUCUUGUGUGGGGUGGUGUGUUUUAAACACAUAUUGUUCGGUACAACUACUAAACAUGGUUAACCACAAUGGACACAAUUGUCCACUAUGGGCUGGUUGUUUGGUCAUUGCCCUUGGCACAAUUACAGUUUCUUUUUUUGGUUAUUCUAUGAUCCAUCAGUAUGAAAAAUGGUCCUGGAUUCCCAACCUUGCAAUAUUUUUUGUAAUUAUUGCUCGGUUGAAAAUAUCUGGUAAUUGGAGUAAUGGGGAAUGGCCACACGGUCCAACCACAGCUGGAGGUGUAUUGUCUUUUGGAUCUGCUGCAUUUGGGUCAGCUGCAUGGACCACAUAUGCUUCUGACUACACUGUAUACGUUCCUCGUAAUGCUAAUAAGGCCAAAAUUUUCAUAAAUGUUUUUUCUGGAUUAACUAUAUCAUCAUGUUUUUCCAUGAUGUUGGGCGCUGCUUCAGGAAUGGGAGCAGUCAAUGAUCCUGAGUGGAUGGAAAUGUAUAACAAAAAUGCAGCUGGAGGACUGAUCUAUGCUAUAUUAGUUCCCAGAUCAUUACAUGGUUUUGGACAGUUUUGUUGUGUGGUCCUAGCACUAUCUGCAGUUGCUAAUAAUUUACCUAGUAUGUACACAAUUGCACUUUCUGCUCAAUCUUUAUGGUCACCAUUUGAAAAAUAUCCAAGGGCCAUCUGGUCCAUUGCUGGUAAUUUAGUAAUGUUGGGACUAGCAAUUCCGACUUGCUAUUUUUUCCCUACAUUUUUAGAGAAUUUUAUGAACACAAUCUCAUAUUACAGUGCAAUAUACAUUAGUCUGAUCUUAUCCGAGCAUUGUAUUCACAGAAGAGGAAAGUAUGAAAGCUAUGUGGUGGAAGAUUGGAAUAACCCCAAUAAACUACCGUUAGGAAUAGCAAGUGCCCUCGCAUUUUUCGUCAGUGCCUUUGGUGUUGCACUAGGGAUGUGUCAAAGCUAUUGGGUUGGAAAUAUCGCAAGAUUAAUUGGAAAAAACGGUGGAGAUAUAGGAUGGGAAUUGGGUGCUGCUUGGGCUUUUAUAGCUUUCAAUAUACUUAGACCAUUGGAAAAGAAAUUUAUUGGACGUUGA
Messenger RNA from Arxiozyma heterogenica, 1590 nucleotides. RefSeq names its product cytosine permease. NCBI's taxonomy places the organism in Eukaryota, Fungi, Ascomycota, Saccharomycetes, Saccharomycetales, Saccharomycetaceae. Gene Ontology annotation, molecular function: nucleobase transmembrane transporter activity. Gene Ontology annotation, biological process: transmembrane transport; cytosine transport. The transcript has a single exon. Gene Ontology annotation, cellular component: fungal-type vacuole membrane; plasma membrane. The coding region runs from base 1 to 1590 and encodes 529 amino acids. The record is from RefSeq and is a predicted model, not a curated record.